Pseudoliparis swirei is the source of this 2555-nucleotide messenger RNA. It is a transcript of the gene kbtbd2, whose product is annotated as kelch repeat and BTB (POZ) domain containing 2. The record is from RefSeq and is a predicted model, not a curated record. Gene Ontology annotation, molecular function: protein binding. Lineage: Eukaryota; Metazoa; Chordata; Actinopteri; Perciformes; Liparidae. The coding region runs from base 506 to 2398 and encodes 630 amino acids. The transcript is spliced from 4 exons.
CAUGCGCAGUAUCCUCAUAUGGCCUCUGGUCUUUUUCAGGCGCUUACGAUGCGCAGAGAGCUCGUCCUCUGCUCGGCGCUUCAACGCAACUGUCUGACGUCCAAACUCGGCUCGCGGAACUCUCUGGCCGACGGGGAAAGCCGCCGUGACCCUUCACACGCGCGUGGAUAUUACCUGCAGUCACGACUGGUGCUGGUGUAGCGGCGCCGGUUGUUGGUGUCCUCCCUCCUCGACCUCCGGCCCCCAGAGCCUCACCGCAUGACCACAGAUUCACGAGGCGACGCGGACCCUCCCUCUCUCUGGACUCUAGCCGUCUCAUCAGCCAUCUAUUUUCCCCGUGAAGGAGUGUGAACACCUCCGCUCGGGAUCGGUGGAGGCGCUCCCCCUUCCUGGUUUUCCUCGUAUAGAUACACGGAUUGUAUUUUUUCUCGCUGCGAGUCCGGUCCGGACUGUUUUCUCUCCUUUUUUUCCAACACUGGGGCGCGACUCGUGGGAUGCGACCACCAUGUCGGAUCUCAGCGAGCGCAGGCCGGUCAACGCGGACUACGCCGUCUCCCUGCUGGAGCAGCUCAAGUUCUUCUACGAGCAGAAGCUGCUGACCGACGUCGUGCUGCUGGUGGAGGACGCCGAGUUCCCGUGUCACAAGAUGGUCCUCGCCACGUGUAGCUCCUAUUUCAGGGCGAUGUUCAUGAGCGGCCUCAGCGAGAGCACGCAGACGCACGUCCACCUGAGGAACGUGGACCCGGCCACGCUGCAGAUCAUCAUCGCCUACGCCUACAGCGGCAACCUGGCGCUCAGCGACAGCACCGUGGAGCCGCUGUACGAGACGGCCUGCUUCCUGCAGGUGGAGGACGUGCUGCUGCGUUGCCGCGACUACCUGGUGAAGAAGAUCAACGCGGAGAACUGCGUGCGCAUGCUGAGCAUCGGCGACCUGUUCAGCUGCCGCGAGCUGCAGCAGAGCGCCAAGCGCAUGGUGGAGCACAAGUUCCCCAUGGUGUACCGGCAGGAGGCCUUCCUGCAGCUGUCCCACGAGCUGCUGGUGGACCUGCUGAGCAGCGACAACCUCAACGUGGAGAAGGAGGAGACGGUGCGCGAGGCGGCCAUGCUGUGGCUGGAGUACAACACGGAGGCGCGCUCGCAGCACCUGUCCUCCGUGCUCAGCCAGAUCCGCAUCGACGCGCUGUCGGAGGUGACGCAGCGCGCCUGGUUCCAGGGGCUGCCGCCCAACGACAAGUCGGUGGUGGUGCAGGGCCUCUACAAGUCCAUGCCCAAGUUCUUCAAGCCGCGGCUCGGCAUGACCAAGGAGGAGACGCUCAUCUUCAUGGAGGCGGCGUCGGAGGCGCAGGACGGCGGCGGCUUGGCGGCGUCCGGCUCGCCGCCCACCACGGUGGUGUGCUACAGCCCGCAGGCGGAGAAGGUGUACAAGCUGAGCGACCCGCCGGGCGACCUGCAGAAGGUGGGCACGCUGGUCACGCCGGACAACGACGUGUUCAUCGCCGGCGGCCAGGUGCCGCUCGCCAGCGCCAUCGCCGGCCGCGGCAAGCCGGCGGCGGCGUUCCGCUCGGCCGACAGCUUCUUCUGGUUCGACGCGCAGCAGAACGCCUGGGUGGCCAAGACGCCGAUGCUGUGCGCCCGCGUCAAGCCGUCGCUCGUCCACUGCGAGGGCCACAUCUACGCCAUCGGCGGCGACGACGUGGGCGGCGAGCUGAACCGCCGCACGGUGGAGCGCUACGACCGCGAGAAGGACGAGUGGAGCAUGGCGAGCCCGCUGCCCUUCGCCUGGAACUGGAGCACCUCGGUGGUGGCGCACGACUGCAUCUACGUGAUGACGCACGACCUCAUGUACUGCUACUUCCCGCGCGCCGACACCUGGGCGGAGAUGGCCACGCGGCAGACCAGCCGCUGCUUCGCCGCCGCCGCCGCCUUCGGCGACCUCAUCUUCUACAUCGGCGGCCUCCACGUGGUCGGCAACUCGGGCGCCCGGCCGCCCGCCGGCGCCGCCGACGGCCCCUCCGUCACGGUGGAGAUCUACGACGUGGGCAAGAACGAGUGGCGCCAGGCCGCCAGCAUCCCCGCCAAGCGCUACUCGGACCCGUGCGUGCGCGCCGUGGUGCUGCUCGGCUCGCUGUGCAUCUUCAUGCGCGAGACGCACAUGAACGAGCGCGCCCGCUACGCCAUCUACCAGUACGACGCGGAGCUGGACCGCUGGUACCUGCGGCAGCCGGUGUCGGAGCGCGUGCUCUGGGACCUCGGGAAGGACUUCCGCUGCGCCGUGGGGAAGCUGUACCCCUCGUGCCUGGAGGAGUCCCCCUGGAAGCCGCCCACCUACCUGUUCUCCCCCGACGGCGCCGAGGAGUUCGAGGUGGACGGGGAGCUGGUGACCCUCCCCCACGUGUAGCUCCUCCCCCUCUCGCUGACUGAACGGAGGGGGAGGCGGGGUUAAAUACGAGAGGUGAUCUCUGGACUUUGCCCAAAAAGAAGAAAAAAGAACCCCCCCCCCCCACACACACACACACACCUUUAAAAAAAAAGAGAAAAUAAUUACAAAAAUACAA